Molecule: messenger RNA, 192 nt
Organism: Funneliformis mosseae
Lineage: Eukaryota; Fungi; Glomeromycota; Glomeromycetes; Glomerales; Glomeraceae
Source: the annotation of a GenBank genome assembly
AUGAUCAAAGAACUUGUCAAAUUAUUAAGUAUUGUGAAUUUACAAAUCAAGAAAUUAUUACCAAAAGCAUUAAAAAUGCUUGAAUUAGAUAUUGAAAAGAGAAAGAUGAAGCUGAAGGAAUGUAAAAUUAAAGCAAAAAUAACUAAAGUAGAAAUACGACUUAUAAAAGCUAAAGCUGAAGCAUUAAAUUAG